UUUUUAUUUUCUUCAAUUCAAUUCUUCAACGCAAGUCAUUUUUUAGUUUCUCCCACACUGAGUCAUUCCAUCAUUUUUCAAUGUUCAAUCACAUAACCUAUCUUAUACCUAGUUAUACCUAGUUAUACCUACCUAGGGUAGUAUAUCUAGCUCAACUAUACAUAGAUAGAGUAGCAUGGACUCUUCUACUCACAAGCAAGCACCGGACUGGUCGCCAUCGUCGUGGCGUCCUAAAGACAACAAGCAUGCUGCCGUGUACGCAGAUCCUCGAGCCCUUAAACGUGCCACUGACGAGCUAAACCAGCUCCCUCCUAUUGUCCAUCCUCGUGAGAUUGCGCAACUCAAGGCAAACUUGCGAGAUGUCGCCCGUGGUGAAGCUUUCCUCUUGCAAGGAGGUGAUUGCGCUGAAUUGUUUGACUACUGCCGUGCCGAUGCCAUCGAAUCAAAGAUCAAGCUGCUUCUGCAGAUGAGCCUUGUCCUCAUAUGGGGAGCUGACAAGCGUGUCGUCCGCAUUGGCCGCAUGGCGGGGCAGUAUGCCAAGCCGAGAUCCAGCCCGACUGAGAAGGUUGUGGAUGAGGAUGGAGUAACCAAGGAGGUCCCCUCAUUCCGUGGUGAUAUCUUGAACGGUUACCGUCUUGAAGACCGUGAACUUGACCCUCAGCGACUUGUCAAGGCUUACCAUCACUCAGCAGCCACGCUCAACUAUGUACGAGCAGCCAUCGCGUCUGGAAUCGCAGACCUUCACCAGCCUCUUAACUGGAGUCUAGGCCAUGUCAAGGAUCCUGAGCUUAAAGCCAAGUACACCGAAGCCGUGCGCUUCCUUCACGACAUGUUGCGCUUCAUGCACACUAUCGGCGCCGACCGCAGUCCCAAGCUCGACACCGUGGACUUGUACACCAGCCACGAGGGCCUCCUACUCGAAUAUGAAGAAAGCCUCACUCGUCUAAUGGAGAAGCCUGUCCUCCCCGGAGACAGCGAGAGCAUCGCUGCCAAUGGGCCAGCAGCACCCACCAAGCCCCAGAAGGAGUACUACAAUACCUCAGCCCACUUCCUCUGGAUCGGCGACCGCACACGCCAGGUCAACGGCGCCCACGUCGAGUUCUUCCGCGGCAUCGCCAACCCCAUCGGCAUCAAAGUCGGGCCCACGACCCCAACCUCCGAUAUUCUAGAGCUUUUGCACACGCUCAACCCCUCGCGCGAAGUCGGCAAGAUCACCCUGAUCACCCGCUUCGGCGCCUCCCGCGUGCGCGAGCUCCUGCCCGCCCAUAUCCGCGCCGUCGAAGGGUCCGCGUAUAAGGGGUGCUGCAUCUGGCAGUGCGACCCGAUGCACGGCAACACGCGCUCGACGGCGACCAACAUCAAGACGCGCCGCUUCGGCGACAUCUUCGACGAGCUCAAGGAGACGAUCGCCGUGCACCGCGAAGAGGGCAGCUACCUCGGCGGCGUGCACCUCGAGCUCACCGGCGACGCCGUGACGGAGUGUGUGGGUGGUAGUGAAGGGCUCGUGGAGGACGACCUCUCGACUAACUACACCAGCUUCUGCGACCCAAGACUCAAUGAGAAGCAGGCCCUUGAGCUCACUUUCUUGAUCGCUGAUAGCUUCCGUCAGGAGAGGAAGGAUCUUAACCACCAUUAAGUGGUCUUUAAGUCACGCAGGUCACUCCAGUUGUGCUGUCAAGAAUCAAGAAGAUUGUAAAAGGGGGGAAGUUAUGGAUAUGGAAAUCGAUGUGAAUUCCACCCCCCACGUGAACGCAAAAGGAUGCAUGCAAGCCUCUUUGUGCAGUGAACCCAACACCCAACUUAGUCGUACCUACUCCUCCAACAUUACUACUAUGAUACGACACGUGUUUCUCUUACCGUUUCUCAUCUUUCAUUUUUUUUCCAUCUAUGAUCGUUACCCAUACUUUUCUUUCUUUCGACAACGGCAUUUAAUUCGAGCCAACACGCAUGCCACAGAGAAAGAAUACGAACGAAACGAACGAACAAAUGGCCGGAAAGGAAAAUUGAAGAAUGAACACCAAGGAAAUAAUGAUAUGAUACGAAAUCCUCCGAAACGGAAAAGAAGACGAAAACAGAAACCCCCCCCUUUUCAAGGGACACAAAAAAGAACCAAUACACACACCCACACGCACAGAGUAUCCUUACCCAAAUCAAAUGAAAGCAAUGAAGCAAAAUUAGGUUGUAUAUACCAUACCCAUACCGAAAAAAAAAUUCACAGUUGGCGGGCGGAGUGGAUAGACAAAAGUUAAGGGGGCAUUAGGGGCAUGUUAAUGGUAAUGAAAUGUGGCGGGUGAGGAAAAUAGGGGGGUCGGGGG
This is a messenger RNA of Hypoxylon fragiforme, 2315 nucleotides long. RefSeq names its product 3-deoxy-7-phosphoheptulonate synthase. The record is from RefSeq and is a predicted model, not a curated record. Lineage: Eukaryota; Fungi; Ascomycota; Sordariomycetes; Xylariales; Hypoxylaceae. The transcript has 2 exons. Gene Ontology annotation, biological process: aromatic amino acid biosynthetic process. Gene Ontology annotation, molecular function: 3-deoxy-7-phosphoheptulonate synthase activity. The coding region runs from base 176 to 1636 and encodes 486 amino acids.